Acomys russatus (golden spiny mouse) is the source of this 1673-nucleotide messenger RNA. RefSeq names its product FLVCR heme transporter 1 (gene Flvcr1). The record is from RefSeq and is a predicted model, not a curated record. Gene Ontology annotation, biological process: heme export; erythrocyte differentiation; mitochondrial transport. Gene Ontology annotation, cellular component: membrane; mitochondrion. The transcript has 10 exons. Gene Ontology annotation, molecular function: heme transmembrane transporter activity; heme binding. Lineage: Eukaryota; Metazoa; Chordata; Mammalia; Rodentia; Muridae. Bases 28 to 1644 code for a protein of 538 amino acids.
GGGCAGCGGGGCGGGGAGCUGGGAGGCAUGGCGCGGCCCGACGACGAGGAGAGGCCGGCCGUGGCUCCCGGGCACCAGCUAGCGAAGGGAUACCUUCCGGUGCCGAGGGGCGCCCCGGCCGGGGAGGCGCAGAACGGAGGCCCCGGGCUCGGCCCCGACGUCGCGGGGGCCCCGGGCGGGCCGCUAGCUUUGCAGGCGGCGGCGGAGGAGGAGACUCAGGCCCGGCUGCUGCCCGCGGACGGCGCGGAGGACGUCCCGUGCCCCGCGCGCUCCCCGCGCACGGCGCUGUCGCCGCGGCGCUUCGUGGUGCUGCUCAUCUUCAGCCUGUACUCCCUGGUGAACGCCUUCCAGUGGAUCCAGUACAGCAUCAUCAGCAACGUGUUCGAGGGCUUCUACGACGUGUCGGCGCUGCACAUCAACUGGCUGUCCAUGGUGUACAUGCUGGCCUACGUGCCCCUCAUCUUCCCGGCCACCUGGCUGCUGGACACGCGAGGCCUGCGGCUCACAGCGCUGCUGGGCUCCGGCCUCAACUGCCUGGGCGCCUGGGUCAAGUGCGGCAGCGUGCAGCGGCACCUCUUCUGGGUCACCAUGGUAGGGCAGAGCCUGUGCUCCGUGGCCCAGGUCUUCAUCCUGGGCUUGCCCUCCCGCAUCGCCUCGGUGUGGUUUGGACCCAAGGAGGUGUCGACGGCUUGUGCCACCGCAGUGCUGGGCAAUCAGCUUGGAACUGCAGUCGGCUUUUUGUUACCACCUGUUUUAGUGCCCAACACACAGAAUAACACAGAGCUGGCUUAUAACAUCAGCACCAUGUUUUACGGAACAGCAGUCACCUCCACGGUUUUAUUUUUUUUAACAGUAAUUGCAUUCAAGGAAAAGCCUCCUUUCCCACCGAGUCAGGCUCAGGCAGUGCUUCAAGACAGCCCCCCUGAAAAGUACUCCUACAAGAGCUCUAUUUGGAACCUGUUCAAAAACAUCCCCUUUGUUCUCCUGCUGGUCAGUUAUGGCAUCAUGACUGGAGCGUUUUACUCACUUUCAACAUUAUUGAAUCAGAUAAUAUUGGCAUCCUAUGAGGGAGAAGAAGUAAAUGCUGGAAGGAUUGGGCUAACCCUGGUGCUGGCUGGAAUGGUGGGCUCGAUUCUUUGUGGCUUAUGGCUAGAUUACACCAAAACCUACAAGCAGACGACUCUCAUGGUGUACAUUUUGUCUUUCAUUGGAAUGCUUGUAUUCACUUUCACGGUGGACCUUCAGUACAUCUUUGUGGUGUUUAUUACUGGCGGGAUCCUUGGCUUCUUCAUGACUGGUUACCUUCCCCUGGGUUUUGAGUUUGCUGUUGAGAUCACGUACCCUGAGUCUGAGGGCACAUCCUCUGGCCUCCUCAACGCUGCCGCACAGAUAUUUGGAAUUCUGUUCACAUUGGCUCAAGGAAAGCUCAUGUCAGACAACGAUUCGAAGCCUGGAAACAUUUUCCUCUGUGCCUGGCUGCUCUUAGGCAUCGUUUUAACAGCAUUGAUCAAGUCUGAUCUGCGAAGACACAACAUAAACACAGGACUUACGAACGGUGACGUUAAAGCCGUGCCCGUUGAUAGUCCCGUAGAUCAAAAACCAAAAGUGAUGAUGUUGUCGCCACAGCCAGAGUCUUCACUCUGAGGAGGGACCGGGUUGCCCCCAGCAUGGGC